UCUGGUCACAUGACUCCUUCUUCUCUCUGUGCAGGAAACAAGCAGUUGUUGUCAGCAGCUCCCGGUACCUGAGCAGCGGCGCCCGGGCACCGGACAUGGCGUGGACGUCGUACCAGCUAAUCCUGGCAGGGAUGAUGCUCGUCACCGGCUCCAUCAACACGCUGUCAGCCAAGUGGGCCGACAAUUUCGAAGCUAAAGGAUGUAAAGGGUCACCGUCUCAUCAGUUUCAGCAUCCGUUCCUACAGGCAGUGGGCAUGUUCCUGGGCGAACUCUCCUGUCUGGCCGUCUUCUACAUCCUGGUGCUCAAAGACCGGCGAUCUCCUGAGCCGACCCUGGCGCCUUCCCAGCCCUUCAACUCCCUUCUCUUUCUUCCGCCAGCUAUCUGUGACAUGGCUGGCACCAGUAUCAUGUAUGUGGCUUUGAACAUGACCAGCGCCUCCAGCUUCCAGAUGCUACGAGGAGCCGUCAUCAUCUUCACCGGCCUUCUUUCUGUUGCCUUUUUGGGGAGGAAGCUGGAAUGCAAUCAGUGGGUGGGAAUCUUCGUCACCAUUGCCGGACUGAUCAUCGUGGGGCUGGCCGACUUAUUAAGCGGUUCUGGCAGUGGGAAGAAUCUCAGCGAUGUUAUUACAGGGGACCUGCUAAUCAUCAUGGCCCAAAUCAUUGUAGCCAUCCAGAUGGUCUUAGAAGAGAAGUUUGUCUACAAGCAUAACGUGCACCCGCUCCGGGCAGUGGGUACAGAAGGUCUGUUUGGAUUUUGCAUCCUCACUUUGCUGUUGAUCCCCUUCUACUACAUUCCAGCCGGCGAGUUCAGCGGCAGCGACCGUGGCGUACUGGAAGAUUCCUUGGACGCCUUUUGCCAAAUGGGGAAUCAACCUCUGAUCAUUUUGGCUCUGCUGGGCAACAUCAGCAGCAUCGCCUUCUUCAACUUUGCUGGUAUCAGUGUCACAAAAGAAAUCAGCGCCACCACUCGUAUGGUGCUCGACAGCCUCCGGACUGUGGUCAUCUGGGUGGUCAGCCUCGCGGUGGGGUGGGAGAGGUUUCAUGCCCUGCAGAUACUGGGCUUCAUUAUUCUGUUAAUAGGCACCGGGCUUUACAAUGGGUUGCACAAACCAUUGAUGUGUGGACGUUGUAAAGAACAGAGCGAGGAGACGCAAAGUCUUCUACAAGGGGAACGGACACCCAUCAAUGCAGACUCCUAAUGGCCAUUAAUAGAUGUUUUUGGGAAAAAUAUGGCAUGGACAUCUUCAGAUCUAGAAUUUAUCGGAACUGUUUUUACUGAAUGGACUAUACAUCUUGCAUGUGUACCGCCAUCUCUUGACAACAAUUUGGAUGGACGUUUUCUUGGUGGAUUAUAGUCCCAAGAGAGUUACAAAAUAUUAAUGAAAUCAAAUUCGCUGAAGAAUGAGCUUUGCUGGCCAUACUGUGGUCUAAUCUGCUGUCAAGGAUGGGCAGACGACUCACCAACUACCAGUGUCAGUGUAGUAUGAACUCCUCGAAGAAUGUAUCUAAAUGAAAAUAUAAGGUUUUCCAGGAUGCCCUUAUAGUCUUCGUAGGCCUGUAGGCAACGGGAAUCUUUACAUGACCUUGUAGAAAAGGGUUGAGAAAUUAGUCCUAAUACAGUAUAGAUUUCUUACUACAGUAAUUCUAGGAUAAAUGAGAAAUCUAGAGCUUUCUUCUGUUUUUUUCAUGGAAGACGACACUUAUCCUCCUAAAGAACUUUGUGAAGAACCUACAUUGUAUGGACAUAAGUAUUGGGACAUCUACACGUUACACCUAAAUGAGCUUUCAUGACAUCCCAUUGUUAGGUUGCUGGGCCCAUGUCUACCGCUGUCCUGCUCUCCUGGCCGGGCACAGGCGUCCCUCCACUUUCCCUGUGUGUAUGUAUUGGGACCAGUGCUCAGUGAACUUAUCUUCAGCGCUGCUAGAAUUAAUCUUGCUUUCUUGCUUGUUAAGGCUUGCUUUCUGUCCACCUGCUGGCUAAGGUGCUGAUCAGCCUUCCUAUUUAGCUGGGCUGGUGGUUCCGCCUCCUUGCCUGAGCUUUGGGUAGUUUAGACUUUGCUAGCCCUAGUGAAGGUAUGCCUGGUUCUCAACUCUGAUUCUUCCCAGCCAGCCCCGACCUUGGAAUGCUUUCUCGUAUAUGCUAGUAAGCUGCCUGCUCUGACCUUGGCCUGUCUCCUGAUUGCAUAUAUUGCCUGACUCCUCAGUGACUUGCACCAGGGACUCUGAUCCCCGUGGGUCAGCUUUCAACUACACUGAGCCUGUUUGUUUUCCUUCAGUGAAGUCUAAAUCCUUAUAUAGGGGUUAAAGGGUGACUACCAGGGGACCGCCAAGACACCUCCUUUAGUUUUAGCACAAAGCCAAAGCGGUUAGUUGGAACACAGCAUUAAUAUGGAGCUGGGCUUUCUACAAGAUUUUGAAGUGCGUGUGUGGGAAUUUUUGCUUAUUCAUCCAGAAGAGAAUUUGUGAGGUCAGACAUAUGUUGGAGGAGAGGGCCUGGCUCGCAAUCUCCAUUGUAGUUCAUCCCAAAGUUGCUGGAUGGGGUUGAGGGGAUAGUCCUGUGCAGCCAGUCAAGUUCUUCCACAUCAAACUCCCCCAACCAUGCCUUUAUGGAGCUUGCUUUGUGCACUGGGGGUCUUCCCCAAACUGGGCUGAGCACGGCCCCUGAAAACCCACCCAUAUCAUUAUCCCUCCUCCACCAGACUUUACAGCUGGCACAAUGCAGUCAAACAGGAAAUGUUCUUCUAGCAUUCACCAAACCCAGACUUGUCCAUCAGAUCGCCAGAUAGAGAAGUGUGAUUGGUCACUCCACAGAAGACAUGUCCACUGCUCCAGAGUCCAGUGGCGCCAUAAUUUACAUCACUACAUCCCAAUCUUGGCAUUGUGCUUGGUGAUGUGAGGGUUGCAUGCAGCUGCUCAGCCAUGGAAACUCAUGCCAUGAAGCUCCUGGCAUAGCACAGUUUUUGUGCUGAUGUUCAUGGCAGAGGAGGUUUGUCACUCUGCAGUUAUAGAGUCAGCAGAGCGGUCAUGACGUUUAUGCACUAUGCUCCUCCAUAUAGGUUUUCUCCAUAUAGUGUAUCAAUUAUAGUUAGACACAAUAUAGCUCCUUCCGAUCCUUCUUCUAAAUUUCUGAUAUCCUUCCAUUAUUGUAAAGACUAUUUCCAUGCUAAAUAAAUACUGUAUUGGGAAGUUUU
Molecule: messenger RNA, 3191 nt
Organism: Bufo bufo (common toad)
Lineage: Eukaryota; Metazoa; Chordata; Amphibia; Anura; Bufonidae
Gene: SLC35F6
Product: solute carrier family 35 member F6
Exons: 6
Coding region: 96-1199 (367 amino acids)
Biological process (GO): transmembrane transport
Cellular component (GO): membrane; intracellular membrane-bounded organelle
Molecular function (GO): transmembrane transporter activity
Source: RefSeq, a predicted model, not a curated record